Molecule: messenger RNA, 222 nt
Organism: Arctia plantaginis
Lineage: Eukaryota; Metazoa; Arthropoda; Insecta; Lepidoptera; Erebidae
Source: the annotation of a GenBank genome assembly
AUGCACAAUAGACAAAGAAGCAUAGAGCAAGGGUCAGCUGACUUCAUUUUUAUCAUUGGUCUUGUGAUAAUCGUGGACCUCCGCCAUUCUCGGUCCAACUAUUCCGUCUUUCUCGUCAGUAAAAGAAUAAAUUAUUCAAGAUGGCGGAGUACCAGACCAUCGCCAACGAGGAGAAUGAGGAACGGUUUGGAUACGUCUUUGCUGUAUCUGGUCCUGUCGUAA